This is a messenger RNA of Penicillium lagena, 4314 nucleotides long. Its product is annotated as Mg2+ transporter protein CorA-like/Zinc transport protein ZntB. Gene Ontology annotation, biological process: transmembrane transport; metal ion transport. Gene Ontology annotation, cellular component: membrane. Lineage: Eukaryota; Fungi; Ascomycota; Eurotiomycetes; Eurotiales; Aspergillaceae. The transcript is spliced from 10 exons. Gene Ontology annotation, molecular function: magnesium ion binding; magnesium ion transmembrane transporter activity; cobalt ion binding. Bases 1 to 4314 code for a protein of 1437 amino acids. The record is from RefSeq and is a predicted model, not a curated record.
AUGAAUGAACACGACUCGGAUGCCCACUCUUCAACAAAUGGGUCAGACGGCGUUGACUCCGUUGCUGGCUCCCCCACCGAGUCAGUCCACAGCUAUGUGCGCCCUCGUCCGCAGAGAGGUGCCAGGGUGGCUUUUGCGCCGCCAGAUUUGUCCUCAACAUCAUCAGCGACUACAUCGGAGUUCGUUCGUCCUCGACCAAGAAGUCCAUCGCGGCCCAGUUACAGAUCCCGAUUAAGGACCCGGUCCUAUGAGACCAUUAGGAUACCCGCCAGGGCAGAUUGGGACGAUAUAUCACCGCCUCGAUAUAAAUCGAAUACUCCUCACGCUUACACUUCAAACGGCUCUCGCGCUUCCACUUCGGCUAGCGCUUACACUUUCAAUUCAAGCCGACCACCCACUCUAGGCCUUUCAAGCGGCCCUGACUACUUUGAAAGACAUCUGGAUGAGGACGAUACAUCGCCGCCUCGGUACAAUUCAGAAGGGCCCGAAAGAUACGAAGACGUUUACGAAAAUGACUUCGAUGAAGUUGCAUCUGAUUUUCCAGAAUCAUUUCUUCGUCGUCCAACCCAUCGACGGAGAGGACAGGAUAUCUCCACAUUCGCGAUUUCAAAUGCCAGCCGAAGACCCCAAUACCUCCACAGAGACCACGAUGACCUCGCGGAUGACUCUGAUGAAGAGCGUUUCACAGUUCACCACGUCAUUAACGUUCAUCCCUCUCGCUCCGCUGCCAGCCAUGGAAAUGAAGAACAGAAGUGGCUCGGAAGCAGGGUGUUCACUCAUCAAUCCUCGUUUAAUCACGAUGAAAAAGCCUUUCUGGAGACUUAUCAUAUUAUCCAGUCACGACUAAUCCCUCGCUCUGAGGAUGAAUUGCAUGACCGAGCAAUUCUUACGUACGAGGAGAAAGCCGCAUCGUCCAAGACAGAAAUUCAAUGGGUUAUUACCGGAGGUUUGACUAAAGCAUUGAAGAUGGAAGCUCUGCGUCAGCAAAAUAUUCCAGAAACGACCAGCAUUCUUAUCCGCUCAGCAUUCAGAUACCUCCGGCAACGAAAUGAGAAAUCAUAUGUGCACGGGAGGUUUCUCGAUCCAACUGCGCUGAGCUUCGUCGCCAGGGAUGAUGACGACGAGAUACUGCUAAGAGAAGAAUUGGCAUCGAUUGCAUUUUUAGCUUUUCCAUACUUCAGUCUCGAGCCGCUACACGUUGAAGACCCCUCUCCUGCGGAACCGAUACACCCGGUGAGAAGUCUUCUUCAGUUUCAUUAUUCAUUCCAGUCGACUGGGCAGCGGGAUACGGAUCAAGUUGUUCGCAAAGUUCUAGAGGUGUCAGAUGUGCUUCAUGUGCCCCAGACAUGGAUGCUUCUGAUCAAUGAAGGUAUGUUCCAAUUGACCGGGCAUGAGCCCGAACGACCUCGCUCGUAUUGGGGGGAGUAUGUUUCCCUCGAAAAGGCGAAAGUGGGAGGUGCAAUGCCCCAGAUCCGAUUGAUCGACUUCGAAGGGAAACAGUACUUUCUCCCAAAACGGAGCUGUCAGACAUGGUUGGAGUUCAUCAGCAUGUUCAGCUCAAUGGAAGAAGAUAACACAGUGCUGACUUCCUUCAUAAAUGGCUCCUGGAGCGACGAAUACGAGCUACGGCUUGGGAACGAGCUUAUCUCGGAAGCAAACUGGUCAGAAACUGUUCUCCGGGCUGAAAGUGAUAUAACGAUCUAUAUCGUCGAGAAGCCCCCACGGCCUUUGCCUCGUCGUUCGCGACCCUCGCGAUCGUACAACUCCAUGCUGAGAAAAAGAUCGUCUAUAUACUCUGCCUCGAAUAUAACACGCGACGACAUUCUCGUUCGACAUCCGAUGUACAUCAGCAGUCAGCACAGAGACGACGGCGACUCAAUACGCCAAUACCAUACCAAUGCCGUUAAAAGACAUGCUUGGCAAAGUGACAAGAAACCAAUUCGUUUGAAGGAUCUGAAUGGUUUCGAACUGAGUAUUCCCUGGCGUGUUGGCAAGACCUGGCGGAAAAUGCAAUCCGUAAUUGGUACAAAGAUGCAGCAGAGCUAUGUUUCUCGGCGUCCUUAUACUAAUGGGGAUUACAUCUUGAUUGGUCCGGAUGGGCCCAUCACGCCCGCAGAAUGGGAUGAAAAAAUCCGUCCUGGCUGUACAGUUGAGCUCAAACUUACUGGACCUGAGACCAUUGGACGAAUGUCGAGGCCUCGCUCUCGCUAUAGGGACUCAAGAUCGGACCCCGGAGACGAGAACUCCAUCAACACUGCAGUCCAGCCAUAUUCAUUCACGCCAAGGCCUCUGGAAAGAAUCGACACAUCCCGUCAGAUUGAGUAUCCUGGGAAUUCUUCAGAUGGCGUUUCUGCCCGGGAUGCAAACUCUGAGACUCCUGGCGAGCCCAACGAAUCUGCUAGCGUCCAUGAUAUCGAGAACGUUGCGAGUGGGUCCAAUCUGACGAUGAGAGCAAUUCAGCCUGAGCCCUCGUCGCAGAUGUCUCUGGUUCUCCGUAGAAAUUCUCCUCUCAAUUUGGAUACAAACAUUUAUACAGCAACUGGAGAACAACAUGACGGAGUCCCAAGGCUAUCCCGAAGAUCGACUGGUACCCAGAGCUUUGUUGAAGAUUUCGACGAGGAUACUGCUGAGGAUAGUAUCCCUACCGAAAAAACCUCCUCCGUAGACUUUGCAUAUCCUUUGCCUUCUGUGGGAAGAGCCUCAGGCGAUCGUCGCGGAUUAUCUUUAACGACUCGCUCGGACAAAACCUCGUCGAGCUCGACUGAGUCUAGCAAGCGGGACUCAUCAUCGCAACUAGCAAGCCCAGAGGAGCCUGCAGCAGACGCACAGCCGGAGACUGGUAAAGAAACAACACGAAUGUGUCCGAUCUUUGCUUGGAAGGUUGCAACAGGCGAUGAUCUGCCACCUACACUGAUGGAGACAAGCGAGCCAAUGUUUGGUUACAAAGAUGCGGAUGGGACUAUUCGCGCGAUAUUGGAAGAACGAGAGGCAGAGGCAACACUCUAUCUCCUCAAGCAUGGGCGAGAAAAGUACUACUUCGACUCAAUUCCAGAGUGUUCACGGAGAGAAGUCCUUGCCGAGAUGAAAGUCGUUGACACUCCUCUAGACCGGUCUUCAGCGGCUGAAAGAUCUGUCGGGAAAAAGUCCACGCAGAAAAAGCUAAAGUUGAUCUCCAACGCGAUUGAAAUUCUGGAUGCGUUCGUGCCUGUGCAGUAUCAGAAUAACCAUCAGUAUUUGUUGAUCAAGAAAUUCUACGGCGCAUUGCUAGCAAUAACGUCUGGCUAUUUCAAUGAUGCCUAUCUCGACAAAAUUGGUGGUCGUAUAUCCGCUUUUCUCAAAUAUAUUAGGCAAAUUCACGCUCGGGUCUCACACGGUGUUGAUGAGCAACACCGGACCUUCUACCUUCCCAAGGCCUUGGUUGAUGCCUUCAACCCCAUGAUUAUAUACGUCUGCAUUUCUAGUCAGGAGUUUGGACUAGAUUGGGGUCUUCUUGACCCAUGUGCGAGAAAAACCCUCAAAUCUCUUAAAACUGCCGAAUAUCAGCUCAUUUCCAUGAUCCAUGCAGGCGACUUCAGCGAAGCCAAAGUUUUCCGAAGCGUCAACGCCCAGGACAUUGUGACCAUGGUAACAGAGCGCUUGGUGCGAAUCCCGAAUGAGAAUACGAGCGGGAUAUCCUUGUCAGAUGGGUUCAAUCUAUUGCAAAUCUAUCGACAGUAUAUCUUGGGCCUGGAACUACAAGCUCGGACAUCUCCAAAUGCUGAAAUCUUUGACGAAAUACAACGACUCCGAGAAGAGCUGAAUAUUGUCCAUACCGUACUGGACCAGCAGCUGGAGGUUCUUGACAGGCUUCGUACGGUGUGGACCAGUCUCAGACAUCCCCGUUACCAAAUCAGCCUGCAAAGCAUCCGCCAAAGCCGCAGGCUGCUCAAACAAAUGAAAUGUGAUUUAGAUGAGCUAGAGCUUAUGUCCGACAAGACAUCCAUGCUGCUACGGUCCAUGAUCGAAGUGCGAAAAGAGUCGAAUAGCAAAGCAAUCGCCAUCUUCACGAUUGUGACGGUCAUCUUUCUGCCUCUGUCGUUUGUGACCUCCUACCUCGGCAUGAAUAGCGUCGACAUCCGAGACGGGACCUUCAACCAGAGCUUGUUCUGGAUUGCAGAGUCUGAGGAGACGGUGGCCUCGUCGAAGACUGCGUGGAUUUCUGCGGAUGAUUGCAUUUUGGUUCUACGGAGCCGCGAGUACGGUGCCCGGUGGUUCCGCAUCGAGUCGGACAACAAGGGAAACUACUAUAAUGUGAACAAGGCCAGUGCUAUGUGA